AUGGACAAUUUGGAGACGCUGCCGAUGGACCUCAAUAACAUUGCAGCUGCUGCCGUGGAAGCUGCUGCAGCCAUUCAUGGUGAUGUCCUUGAGGACCCAGAGGUGAAGCCUGCGAGUUCCGCAUCCCUGCCACAAGGCAAGCCGGAUGAACCACAAGGUGUUCCACUGACGGCCAUGGACAUGGACAAGGAGGCCAAGACCGGCAAUCCUGGGAUUGACAAAGGCAAGAUCGACAAGUCUGAGAUGGACAAGAUGGAGAAGUGCGACAAGAAUGCUGCCAAUCGCGAUGUUCUUGCGCUGAUGGAGCUGAAGCCGGAGGCACCUCUCAUUCUUCGUCGUGAGCAACUAUCAGCACCUUUUCGUGCCGGGGAUGAUGGGGAGACAGAAGACGCAGAGAUGCCUGAUGGUGAGGGCGACGGUGACCACAAGUCUGACCAUGGUGAGGAGGAGGGAGACGACCCGGUGCUUAAGAAACCGGCGGCCAGGCGGAGCAGAGCCAAGGCGAAGGCGAAAGCCACCGCCAAGGCGAAGGCUAAGGCCGCCGCCAAGGCGAAGGCCGCCGCCAAGGCGAAGGCCAAGGCCGGCGCCAAGGCGAAGGCCGCAGCGAAAGCUGUUCCCGAAGCGAAAGCCAAGACAAGCCGCAAGUCUGUUGCCAACGCGGAUGGCGACACUGGUGCCAAAGAGAAGGGCAGAAGGCCAGCGGCCACAUUUGCCAAGCGUUGGAAGCCCGACAAUGAGGAAGGAGCAGCACGCUUCUUGGCGAUCAGGGACGUGUUCAUGUCGCACAUCGCCCCCAAGUUGCAAGCGCAGUCCAGCUUUCAGGAUGGAUGGUUCACUCUUUGCACCCGCCUCUUCAGAGGAUCCGAUGCAGUUGGCUACCCGGAGUACGUCGCAUUGGCCACAGAGAAGGUGACCGAGUUCUUGAACAUGGAGUCUGUUCGCAGUGCCGUGAAGCAGGAUGGCUAG
Molecule: messenger RNA, 966 nt
Organism: Cladocopium goreaui
Lineage: Eukaryota; Dinophyceae; Suessiales; Symbiodiniaceae
Source: the annotation of a GenBank genome assembly